UUGACCCUGCAAGAUGGCGGAAAAUGACGGAAUUUUGGUCAGCCCGGCUCCAGGCGAGACGAGAGACGCUCUAGCGGACGGCAUGAUGAGACUUCUGCGGCCUGCCGUGGAGGAACUGGACGAGAGAGUCCGCGGCGUCAGACAGAGCCAGUUGGAGCUGAGAGAACAGAUAGAUGGUUUAUGUGGAGAGUUGAAGAAGAUAAACGAGGAGCAGCAAGUUCCUGUUGAUCUGGAGCCGUACGUCAAGAAACUGAUGAACGCCCGCAGGAGAGUCAUGGUCGUCAACAACAUCCUACAGAACGCUCAGGAGAGACUUGGUAGACUCCACCAGAGCGUUUCUCGGGAAACCGCCAGAAGAAAAGCCCUUCUAGAACCCCCUAAUGCUGGACCAGUCAUGUGACCUGUCAUGUGAUCAGUCAUGUGACCUGUCAUGUCAUCUCAUCUAUAAUGUCAUCAAUCAUGUGAUCAUCAUCAUCAACUUGUUAUCCUUACCAUUAGCUUGAUAUCCAUCUGUGAUCUAUGUAGCUACUGGGUCUCAAUCCAGUUGCCUCUACCUGACUUUAGAAGUGGCUGGAAAGAGUAGAAAUUGACUACUAGUAAAUAG
Molecule: messenger RNA, 604 nt
Organism: Branchiostoma belcheri (Belcher's lancelet)
Lineage: Eukaryota; Metazoa; Chordata; Leptocardii; Amphioxiformes; Branchiostomatidae
Product: SNARE-associated protein Snapin-like
Exons: 4
Coding region: 14-400 (128 amino acids)
Biological process (GO): lysosome localization; intracellular protein transport; synaptic vesicle exocytosis
Cellular component (GO): BORC complex; BLOC-1 complex; synaptic vesicle
Molecular function (GO): SNARE binding
Source: RefSeq, a predicted model, not a curated record